Bufo bufo (common toad) is the source of this 3852-nucleotide messenger RNA. RefSeq names its product negative regulator of reactive oxygen species (gene NRROS). The coding region runs from base 447 to 2495 and encodes 682 amino acids. The record is from RefSeq and is a predicted model, not a curated record. Gene Ontology annotation, molecular function: protein binding. The transcript is spliced from 3 exons. Gene Ontology annotation, cellular component: extracellular matrix. Lineage: Eukaryota; Metazoa; Chordata; Amphibia; Anura; Bufonidae.
CUGAAUGUGCCAUGCUAACCACAUGCACACCUUGCUCUUCAACUAAGUUGCCAAACCCCAUGUAACAUCCUGCAGAUGCCCACAUUGGCACUUGCUGACCUCCUAUUCUGCCAUCACAUCGUUUUGACCUCUGCAUGGCUGAAGCAGUGGACUUUUUGACUAACUUCUCUGCUAAAAUAACUUAAGACUAAUGUCGUAGGUUAACUUUGCGGCUUUUGCAGAUGGGUUACAAUUCUACAUGCCAAGGUCAUUCACUGCCAUGACACCACUUCUUCAUUCACUCCUGUGGCCCCAAACAGCUCAAGUGGAACGCAAGAUGUGCUUUCAGGUAUGUGCGAAGCCAGAAAAAAAGCUCCCCAUGAAUGUGCCCUGUAUACCAGACUAACCACUGAUACCACAACAAUCACAACUGUCCGCCUUGGUUUAGCAGGACAUUUACUGAUGAUAUGGCCAUUGUGUCCUUUUGGUGCUUAUUGAUAUACAUGUACGUUUCAUUACACUGGAGGAAUAUUGCUGAUGGAGCUAAACAUUUUUCGCCAAGUGGCUGCCAGCUGGUUUCCAAAGUGGCACGUUGCAGAUAUUUAUGGCUCACGUCAAUUCCUCAAGAUCUCCCACCUGAUAUACAAGAAUUGCUUGUGGAUCACAACUAUGUGAACAGUCUAGAUGAAGAUACUUUGCAGCGUUAUCCUGAUCUCAUCAACUUGAGCUUAAAAUCCAACAAUUUGGGUCAUAUAGACUUGAAAGCUUUUAGGGACACAUCUAAGCUGGAGUCAUUAUCACUACAGGACAACACUAUUUUCAAAAAAUAUACUUUGGUAUCCUUGGGCUUGAGAUCUGCCUUAUCCCUCAGGUGGUUGGAUCUUUCCAAAAACGCUCUUAAUGAGGACAUGGUACCUACACUUGUUACAAAUUUGACAUCCCUGGAAUAUCUAGAUUUGGACAAUAAUGUUAUCAUGCGUUUGGAUAGGUCCUCCUUUGAAGGUCUGAGGAACUUGAGAGAGCUGAGCCUUCAGAGGAAUUAUAUUUACGAGAUUGAAAUAGGCACGUUUGACAGCCUUGUGAACCUGAAGAUCCUGAACCUUGCUUUCAACUUGCUGCCAUGUAUUGUUGACUUUGGUUUGACACAGCUUCAAAUACUCAAUCUCAGCUACAAUCACAUUGAAUGGUUCUUUUCAAGGGAAGUUGAUGUUGAUUUUCAGCUGCAAAAAUUGGACAUUUCUAACAACCAAUUGUUUUUUUUCCCUUUUUUACCAAAGAACCAUCAUUUAAACACAUUGCUGCUGUCAGACAACAAAAUGAAGUUCUAUAGCAAACACUUUGAUGAAUAUUCAUCCUUUGUAGAUUUCCUCAUACUCGAAAACAAUAAAUCCAAUAUCACCAAUGUUUACCUGUGGAAAGACUUCAUCCCAAGUAAUCUCUCUACUUUAAAUGUUGUAGACUUUAGCAGAAACCAAUUUGAUUAUUUGCCAGAUGACUUUCUUGCUGCAAUGUCAUCUAUGUCUUAUUUGAAACUCAAUUGGAACUGCUUAGAAACAUUUGAUUUAUCAAGCAAACAUAUUACAAGUCAUCUCCAUUUUCUAGACCUGAGUAAUAAUAGACUAUCAGAGCUAAGCCUAGAAGACAGCAGCUCCAAACUUGAUCAGCUCAGAUACCUUAACCUUAGCCAAAAUAGACUACAGGAGCUGCCCACACAAUUUUUCAGCACCAUGAACAGCUUAAGCACCCUGGAUCUGAGCCAUAAUCUGAUCUCCCUAUGUUCUACUUCAGCCAAUAUUGUUGGUUACCAGAACUGUGUGGACCUUAGAAAUAUACCAUCUCUUCAGCACCUUCGCUUGUCAGGCUGUGGGCUAAAAUUGGACAAGCAACUUAUUUUCCAUAGAGCUAGACUAACAAACCUCGAUGUUUCCUACAAUCAGUUUAAAAGCCUUGACUUUUUGCAAAAUACAGUCAAAAUGCUUAAAUCUCUUUCUCUUCGAAAAAGCUUACACUUUGUGGACAAAAUUGAUUUCUCUGCGUUCCAGAGCUUGACUUCCCUUGAUAUAUCAGAAAAUAACCUCACUACAUUACCCAUGUCAGUAAUGGAUCUUACUCUUCAGUGUUUGGAUAUCCAUGAAAACAAAUUGACUUCAAUACCAAUAUCCAGUUCUUACCAACCUCUCAUAAGGAGCCUCAAAACCAUUUACCUAAGUAGAAACACAUUUGACUGCUGUAAGUUGAGCUGGUAUGAUAUCCUUAAAGAAUCCAAUGGUAUCAACAUCGCUGAUCUCAAUCAGAUCACUUGUAAUUUCUCCAAAAGCCAUAUCUUUGUGCAGGAGCUUCCAGAGUCUGUGAUUCAAAGUUGUCACUGGAGAAAUGGAGGUGCUUUGUUGUCACUGGUCCUCUCUCUUCCCACUUGUGUGACCUUGUUAGUGGCUUUUAUCUUGCUGUACCUUCGAUUUAAACGACCACUGCUUAAAAUGUUCAAAGAAAAUUUUCAGACGUCCUCAAGCUACUAAGUUCUAAAACGUCAAAAAUGUAGCCAACUGUUUGAGAGGGGUGUUGACUUUGAGGUGGGCUCCUUGUCACUGGAAAGCCUAAGUAGUAGCAGAGAUCUUUGAAGAGGACCUUUCUGCUCUCAUGACACUUCUGUUUUAGUAAAUACUUGUAUUCUCCAUAACAUAACAAUUCUGGCUAAUCUUAAAACUCUGCAUUGUACUGUUGAUCUGUUAUUCCUCCUAGAAAUGUAUGCAUACAUUGGCAACUGGAUGUUACCAUUCCUUUUUGUCAAAAUGGGGUGUGUCAGUGUGUGUAGGAACACCCCCCAAAACCAGUAACACCCAGUUUUCAGAGGAACGACACAUCACAGACUUAUGAAUAGAUGCUCCAGAAUUGUUAUUUCAUAGGUGAUACAAAUAUGUACCUCAAUGAACAUAUCUAGAGUGGGUUGCAGGUCUUCUUUAAAUAGCAAGCCCAAUGUUUAGAAAAGUGUGUAUUUGUAUUAUAAAAUAUAUGUUCUAAUUGUAUUAAUUAUAAAUAAAAGCAACACAUUGUAACACAGUUUGCUUCUACACUAGCCUAACAUUGAGCUGAACAGAUGGGCCAGUGUUGCUCCUAUUUGAGUCUAUCACUUAAAGAGGAUUUCGAGGAUCCCUGUGGUUUUGAUGAAGCCCCCCUAGCAUCGUUGACCUAAUACAAGAAUCAUACUUACCUGGUCCCCACUGGUCCAGUCCUGCGUCCUGGCUGUGUUUGACAAUCUUCUGGUCCCAGUCUUGUUGAUUUCUGACCUGACUGUGGACAGUCACUUGCCAUGCUGCAGUCAAUGACUGGCCUCAGCAGUGACAUGUCCCCUAGGGGCACUUCACUGCUGGGUCCCUUGCCGCUGGGAAAUCAGUGAUUGGCUGCAGCAGUGCAUGCAAAAAGCAUCCACAGCCCAGCUGGAAGUCAUCAAGCCUGAGACUGGAAGACUGGCUACUACAGCCCGGGCACAGGACCAGAGCAGUUGGGACCAGGUAAGUGUGUUUCAUAUAUUAGGUCAACCAUGCUAAAUGGGCUUAUUAAAAACCCAGGGGAUCGUGCAGAACUCCCUUCAGUUUGUGAAAUUACAGAUGGCAACACUGAACUGCAAUCACAUCUGGAAAUCAUUAUUUGUUUGCCGAGACUCUUAGAUGUUAGAGUUGGGAGAGUUUUGGAUGUACCAACCUGUUGAACAAUGCUAGAGCUUAGAACACUGCCCUGGGGUGAAAUUAGCAGGAAAGUCAUAGAUCUGUUCAUCAAAAAUACAUUUGGUUUAAAGGGAAACUACAAGAGAAUUGAUGAAUCAGUAGAAACUGUAAUUGUCACAUUAAUCCUUAAUAAAAACCUAAAAUUAAUUUU